This is a messenger RNA of Sander lucioperca (pikeperch), 834 nucleotides long. RefSeq names its product POP4 homolog, ribonuclease P/MRP subunit (gene pop4). The transcript has 10 exons. The record is from RefSeq and is a predicted model, not a curated record. Bases 117 to 794 code for a protein of 225 amino acids. NCBI's taxonomy places the organism in Eukaryota, Metazoa, Chordata, Actinopteri, Perciformes, Percidae. Gene Ontology annotation, cellular component: ribonuclease MRP complex; ribonuclease P complex. Gene Ontology annotation, molecular function: ribonuclease P RNA binding. Gene Ontology annotation, biological process: rRNA processing; tRNA 5'-leader removal.
AGGAAGCGAGCUCGUGUUGUUUUGAUGGCUGCUUCCCAACUGUCUUAUUAGAGAUACAUAGCUAGCUAAUAGCUAUAGUGUUGAGCCGUUUUUCUGCUGUUGAAUUCUGCGAAAACAUGCCAGUGAGCGAAGCACUUGUUCGAGCCAAGAUUCCCCAGGAUCUGGCGAAGGAUGUGGGCGUGGAGUCUCUGGGCAGGACUAAAGCCCGCGCCUUCGCCCAGGCCUUCCUGAAGAACAGCAUUCGGCAGCAAGCUCACCAUGAGAUUAAUAACAUGUUGAAGCGCAAGGCGUUGAUCCUGGGCUACGCCAGGCCCAAGAAGGACAAGUCCAAGAGGAACCGCAAGAAAGCCAAGGGGCUGAACGCUCGGCAGAAGAGGGAAAUGAAGAUCUUCCAGAUCAAGCCCGAGCACCAGAGAUAUGAGCUUUUCCUGCCUCUGCAUGAACUCUGGAGACAGUACGUCAUUGACCUGUGCGGUGGUUUGAAACCAACGAGCAAUCCACAGUUAGUGCAACAGAAGCUUCUGAAAGCAGACUUCCAUGGUGCCAUCAUCACAGUGGUCCGAUCUAAGUGCCCAUCAUAUGUAGGAACUACAGGGAUUCUGGUCCAAGAGUUCAAACACGUCUUCAAAAUCAUCACCAAAGAAAACAAACUGAAAGUGAUCCCUAAGAGGAACAGCGUGUUUGCAGUGGAGAUCAACGGCUUCGUCUCCCACAUCUAUGGAAGCAAGUUUGAGCAGCGAGCCAGUGAACGCUCCGCCAAGAAGUUUAAAGUGAGAGGAACCAUCGACCUGUGAUGCAUCACUACAGGAAGCUGUUUACCAUCACUACAUGAAG